AUAAUAUUGAUAAUAAUAUUUUUAAUUUUUCUUGACCUUUGCAAACAUUUGUCGUCCAUCGUAAUUAUUUUAGAGUUUUAUGGUAAAAAAUAAAUAUAUUCACUCUCAUUUAAUUAUUAAAUAUGAAUACUACUUACACUAAAAUAUUUAUAAUAUUAGUAGUCAGUAGAUAUUAAUAAUAUAAAAUAGGUUGAAUUAUGUAUAUUAUUUAAACUGUAUUUGUGUAAACAUUUUAAGCCACUUGCGCACUUCCUGAUCUUGUUUGUAUUAUACAUUUAUAACUAUAAAAUUAAUUUAUAAAAUCGAUAGGUGACCUCUGAAAAUGGAAACAGAUAAUCAAAAUGUUCAGAAAACUCAAUUUUGCAGUUAUAUGCCGGAGCGAGUGCAUACUGAAGGAAGACGAAAACUUAUGUCUUGGUUGAAUCAACAAAUGAAAGUUAAUUUAAUAGAUGGCCGCAUUUUGGUAGGAACAUUUGUUUGUACUGAUAAAGAUGCUCAUAUUAUACUAAGUACAUGUUAUGAAUACUUUAACGAAAAAGAUUUAGAUACUGGAGAAUUUCGACUUUUAGGCUUAGUAAUGAUACCUGGGCGACACAUCGUUUCAAUUCAUACAGAUGUACAGCAAACAAAUGAACAACAUAUAAGUUCAUCAAACUUUGAAGAAACAUGAUAGUACCUACCAAAUAAUUGCAAUUAUAAUGUAAUCAUUGUGCACAUAUUUAUCUUCAUUGUUAAUAUUUAAUACAAUUGAUUAAUAUACAAUACAAGAGUCCUAAAAUAUUAACAAAUUUUGAAGUUAGGUUAGGGAAAGAAAAUUACAAAUGCAAAAACUUCAUGUAAUAGAUCAUCAUGUAAUGAAUCUUUUAUUCUAUUUUAUAAUCAAUAGAAAUACAAUAAUUUCUGCUUAUUUGAAUACUGAUUUAUUGAACCAACCGUUUGUUAAAUUGACCUUUUACUAGAAAUAAUAAUCACUGUUAACGGUAUACUUGAUUUACUUUUAUAGCUUUAAAUGGCCAGAACUGAUUUUAAUCAUAACAUGCUAACUUUAAACUUUGACACUCGAAUACACAAUCAACAAAUAAUAUAUUCAUAAAAUUCUUUA
Messenger RNA from Myzus persicae (green peach aphid), 1102 nucleotides. RefSeq names its product N-alpha-acetyltransferase 38, NatC auxiliary subunit (gene Sbat). The transcript has 3 exons. Gene Ontology annotation, cellular component: NatC complex. The record is from RefSeq and is a predicted model, not a curated record. The coding region runs from base 323 to 670 and encodes 115 amino acids. Lineage: Eukaryota; Metazoa; Arthropoda; Insecta; Hemiptera; Aphididae.